CGCUGUGAUAACAGGCUGCUGCCUCGGCUCUGUUAUCUUCCGUUCCCCGCCGUCCGAGCAGCGGACCUCCUCCGGACCCGUACCAGGAUUUAUUUAAUUCUUAUAAAACUUAACAAAUAGCCGAAGCGCUCCUCCCAUGGUGUCCCCUGGAGACUCCCCGGCCUCUACUCGACUUUACGGAAACUAUCGGCGACCGUUUUGGGGUCUUGAAAGUCAUGGAAACGUGGUUUUUGAAUCACGUUCUCGGUUUGUCUCUGUCGGUCCUCCUGCUGGGUCUACCGGGGCCCCUCGGGGCAGGGACCCCCAGUAACAACAGCACGGAUCCGGUGACGGCAGGAUUUGAUUAUUCAUUCACAGAUGGAAACAUGGAAAACAAUGCGACUUCAACUUCAUCCUCCAGCGAGAGUUUAUCACCAUCACAGAGGGACAUCCUGCUCACACACACUGCUCAAACACACGCUGCUGAGACAGACACUGCUGCUGCUGGAAACUUCGACACUGAGCAGACACAAGCCUUCACAGAAACAAGCAGCAGGUCACUGGAGGCCAUAAGUCUGUCUACUGAGCCACUCGCCUCCACCCUCGUUGUAGCCACCACUGAGGCCAGCAGCAGCAGGGACUGGAAGGACUUUACUAACACAAACCAGGUGCCAGACUCCUCCCCUGCUGUGUCCUGGAAGACUAGUUCCUGGAUGUUGACAGAGAAGGCCAGACUUCACCCAGACACCACACUCCGACUUGAAGAUGCCUCGGCCUUGAUGUCCCACACAACCGUCCACACCGACAGCACCUACACUUCCACCACCAGCCGAGCUGGGGAGAGGAGCCUGCUGUCUGUCACCUCCUCUUCCAGCAACAGCACCUCCUCUGCCUUUACAGAGGACUCCAACUCCCAUCAGCCCCCCUCUACCUGGGGUAUUUCCGCUAGGGCUACAGAGACUGAGGACUACACCCACAGUGCCCCGUCCUCCAGGACUGACACUAGGGACCCAACAGACCCGCACAUGACCCACUCCUUCAAAGGGACGUUUUCAGGAACUGGGAGCACAGGGGGGCCCAGAGGAACCCAAGGUUUAAUCAGACAACCUAAUGCCACUCAGCAUCAACACACCUCAACAUCAGAGGAGACCUCCGACUCGACACCACCUCUCAGUGUGACAGAGCCCAGCACUGACCAAUCUGAAGUGUCCGUUUCCUCCACACCUCCUGUCACCUCACCUGCAGAAGGUCCUACAAACAUCUCAGGGACAGACCAGGGGUCGGGCUCUAGUGUUGGAACCUCCACUGAGUCCUCCACUGGAGCCCACAGCUCCAGCACUCAGAACCAGGAGGGCACUGAGGGGGUUUCAUCCCAGACCAGAGAGGAAAGCGUGAGCUUGGGUCUGACCACAGCACCCCCUACAGUCAGCAGUAGUACAUCUGAACUGGACGACUCUCUGACGGACACUCCAGUGCUGGUCACUGAGGUCUUCCUCACCACCACACCUGUCACUGUUACAGAAAGAUCACAGAUAACAGAGGAAGACACUUUCAAAGCCACUGCCUCCUCCACCACCUCCACCACCACCACCACCACCACCACCACCACCACCCCUCGUCUACCUGCAACUUCAUCCUCCAGGUUCAGUAGCACCACUAGCAGUUCUACUCCAGGGUCACCUACCGAUGCCAACAUCCCGUACACUACACCCUCCACCACAGCCUCCACCCAAGCCCUGCAGACCAGUGCAGCGCACCCAACUCACCGUGUGUCAACCAGCCAAACCCAGGGGCCCUCAACUGGGAUGGCUAACCCCACAAAUGUCACCACCCUGCAGAUAGAAACAAGCACAGGCACUCUGGGAAUCACCACGGCUCGUAGCCAGCACAUCACCACAACCUACACCCACAGCACCCCAACCAAGAGUACAGAGGCUCUGCAGACCACCGAGAAACAGACAGACAGAGGAGCUACAGAGCUGGUGGUGACGACAUCAUCCACCAAGGCACCGCCACCGCCACCAAACCCCUGUGUGUCAAACCCUUGUAUGAACGGAGGGAUGUGUUUGAGCUAUGACGGGCAUCUAUUCACCUGCCACUGUCAGCAGGCAUGGACAGGGCCGACCUGUAACCAGGAUAUAAAUGAGUGUGAGAGGGACCCCUGCCCCGUUGGGUCCAGGUGUGUGAACACGCGGGGAUCCUUCAGCUGUGAAUGUCCGCUCGGCUUCGACCUGGAGGACGGUCGCACCUGCACCAGAGCAAAGACCUUUCUGGGAACUUUCAGUGUUAACAGACUGCCACAUGACCCUGUUGUCUACAAGAGCGCCACCCUGCAUGAGAUCCAGAGAGAGAUCAUUCAGCUGCUCAAUGCUUCUCUGUCAGUCCUCCGAGGUUACAGCCGCUCGACGCUGAGCAAGAAAGAAGAGGACGGGGUUCGUAUCUCAGCUGUCAACAUGUUUUCCAUUUCCACUAAUGUGACGAGUGCGGAGGUCUUCAACAGGAUCCAGAUGUCUCUCAGCAACUGCAGCUCCUCAUUGGCUCAUUGCCAGAUGGUCCUGCACCACCAGCUCACUUAUCACGUGGAAAGUCUGUGUGCGGCCCAGAAGACUGAGUGUGAUACAGAGCGCUCCACCUGCACAGACAUCAGCGGCACAGCCUCCUGCCAGUGUCUUCAAGGAUACUACAAACACAACCCUGAUGACCAGUCCUGCUUAGAUUGUGGGGAUGGCUACAAGCUGGAAAACGGCACAUGUGUUCCGUGCAUGUUUGGAUUUGGAGGAUUCAACUGUGGAAAUUUUUACAAGCUAAUUGUAGUCGUGGUGUCACCUGCUGGGGGCGCUCUGCUCCUCAUCCUCAUCAUCGCUCUCAUUGUCACCUGUUGCAAGAGAGACAAGAAUGACAUCAACAAGAUCAUCUUCAAGAGUGGAGACCUGCAGAUGUCCCCGUACGCAGACUUCCCCAAAAGUAACCGCAUAUCCAUGGAGUGGGGCAGGGAGACCAUAGAGAUGCAAGAGAACGGCAGCACCAAGAACCUGCUGCAGAUGACUGACAUUUACUACUCUCCUGCAUUGCGCAACUCAGACCUGGACAGAAACGGCCUGUACCCGUUCACAGGCCUGCCGGGUUCUCGCCACUCAUGCAUUUACCCCGCCCAGUGGAACCCCUCCUUCAUCAGUGACGAUUCACGAAGAAGAGACUACUUCUAACUGCCCCACCUUGAACACACACAAACACACACACACACACACACAGAAACUUACCAUCUCUUAUAUUGACAUUGUGAUAUGUCAUGGUAGUUUUGGAGAGCCCAUUUGAACAUCUGCAUUCAGGGCUGCACUAGCCUAGGAACCAGCCAAAGCUGCGAGCUCAUGUUUUAUUUGCUCUGGCAGAUACGUCUGAUCCCCCUCCCGUUCAGACAGGUUUCCACCUGGAUCUGGUCGAGCCAAUUAUCUAAUAUGGGACGGGUUAGAUACAACAUGGAAUGUUCUGUUGAAUCCGCUAUCGUGUCAGUAUUAAACAAACUGGACGGUAUAUUUUCUCUAAAAGAAGAACAAACAACUGCAUUUAAAGCUUUUGUUGAUAAGUCAGAUGUGUUUGUCGUAGUUUAAUUUACCAACUACGCUAACGUCACACUUUUCGUUGCUCUGAUUGGUUGUAGGUCUAUCCAAUUGUGUCCAGAGGCAUUUUGGUCUGCGCCCUUUGAUAACGCCCCUUUGAAAUCAAAAAUGAACUGCAAAUUGGUAUGGCAGUGUCAGGCUAGGGCUGCACACUAACUAUAUAAAUGUGGGUGUAUAUAUGUGUGUGUGUGUGUGUGUGUGUGCAUAUAAUGGAAAUGCACAUUUUUGCAAGUAAAAUGUUUCCUGAGACUGUUCCUGUAUGACCAUUUCAGUGUUUUUGUAUGUUUUAGCUUAUUUACUUCAGCUCACACAUUGCAUUGCUGCUGUGGUGUUGAUUCUCAUUUACGUCACUGUAUGAUGGAAAACAAUUUGCAGACACUUGAAACGUGCUUGAGGUAGUUGAUCCAUGACAGUAAACAUCAUAUCUGCCUUUCCUGUUGUCAGAGUAAUAUUGUUGCUACCUGGUAAUGCAGCACAGAUUUGCUUGAAAACUCUGCACUGCAUUAUUGCACAAUGAUGAAUAAAAGCAGAUAUGAUGUUCACUCACUGUGCUCACAGAAAUGAAUGUGAAUUAUUGACCGCCAGGAAUGUGGGAAAAACACAUUGAAAUUAAAUAAAAAACAGUAGUAAUGUAAAGUGUAUGUGAUGUGUAGCAAAUAGACUAGAACAUACAAAAACAUUGAUAUGGUCCUUUAAGUGCUCACAUAGGAAUAUGUGCGUGCCACUGCUGUGAUUUGAAAAUAAUCAGUUUCUUCUUAGAUAAUAGCCUGAGAAUAAACUAUUGAUGGAACAAGACAAUAACAAACCACUGAAGGAUGCACACAAAGUUCGGUUUUAUGCUAAUAGAAACUGAGGAAUGACUUUGAAUCCUGAUGCCAACGUUUAUUUAUUCCCUGUAUGUCCAAGUCCUUGACAUGUAGCAUGAUGGACAUCUCAUACAUACACACUGACAGAUGUAAGAGGGAUAGACCUGUGGCUUUAAGUGUGUGUUUGUGUGUGUGUGUGUGUGUGUUUGAGAGAGAGUGGGUGUCUUAAGUAUUGGUAGUUGUGAGGUGUGUGUAUGUGUGUGAGGAUUAAUUAUCUGUUGAGUGUUUGAAUGUAAAGGUGUAUCAUAAUUCGUUUCUGACAUGGAGUAUUAUUUUUUUGUGACUAUUUUCUUUCUUUGUGUUUAUAUGAUCGGUUGAUUCUGGCGUUUUAGUCAGAUGUGCUUAUUUAAAUAAAAAAUGUGCACAGCA
This is a messenger RNA of Siniperca chuatsi (mandarin fish), 4831 nucleotides long. It is a transcript of the gene heg1, whose product is annotated as heart development protein with EGF-like domains 1. Gene Ontology annotation, molecular function: calcium ion binding. Gene Ontology annotation, biological process: heart development. The record is from RefSeq and is a predicted model, not a curated record. NCBI's taxonomy places the organism in Eukaryota, Metazoa, Chordata, Actinopteri, Centrarchiformes, Sinipercidae. The transcript is spliced from 14 exons. Bases 216 to 3185 code for a protein of 989 amino acids.